AUGCUUCAACCACGCCUUGAAAAUGAACAGUUUAAUUCAUUACCAAAUUUAUUGACAAGUGAACGAUCACGUACGGCAUUUAUUACAACUGAUCGUCCUGAUUCUUCACAACUUGUUGAUUUACAUGUUUAUAUUAUUCCAAAAAAAGUCUGGAAAGAUGUUCAACAUCUAGCAGAGAAUGAAGCGAUGGAAGAGGCUAUAUCAGCUGGUUUCGUUCAUGUAUCACCUAAUAUGAAAAUACGUGAUUUACGUGGAUCAAUUGAACAAUUAUGUGGAACAGAAAGUUAUUUUCCACGAGAGUUUAUUUUUCUUCGAUCAGUUGGAAGAUGUUUGACAAGAGUUAAACCAAGACAAGAAAGUGAAUUAAAAGUAAAAAAUUAUCGUCCACCACAGACAUUUGCACCGGAGAUCUAUUUACUUGAAGGUCGUCAUGAAGACUAUGCACAUAUUCCAUGUGCUUCACCAGCAUUAUCAUCAACUAGUUAUAUAUUUGGUAAUCGUAAUCAAAAUCAUUCGAAUUAUAAUGAUGAUAGACUAUCACCAACAAGAUUUGCUCAAAAUCAUAAUCGUAGACCAAUGCGUGGUGGAAAACAUUAUCCACCAGUCAUGAAUACGAAUGAUUCAUUAUAUCAUUUUCCUUCAUCAGAAAGACAAAGUUGGACGAAAUUUACACAAAUUGGUUCAGAUCACGACGAAUCAUCAACUCAGGACUUAUCGAAAUUGAAAGAAGAACAAGAACGUCUUCGUCGACGUCAAGCUGAACUUGAACGAAUGCGUCGAGCUGCUGAAGAAAAGAAAGCUCGAUCUGAACGUGAUGAAGGUGAACGUCGUCGUCAACAACAAGCUAAUACUGAACGAGAAGAAGAAGAACGUCGUUAUCGUCAAGACAAAGCUGAAACUGAACGUCGUCGUUUAGAACAAGAAAGAGCCGAAGCCGAACGUCGUCGUUUAGAACAAGAGAAAGCUGAAGCUACACGCCGUCGUUUAGAACAAGAGAAAGCUGAAGCUACACGUCGUCGUUUACAACAAGAAGAAGUAGCUGCAACGAAAAUUCAAGCAUCUUAUCGUGGUUUUAAAGAUCGUCAAGCAUUUAAAGAACGUAAACGAAGCUCACUUUCAGGUUACAUCGCACUUUAUUUAGCUUUGAUCAACAAACCAAUGAGUGUUAUUAAUGAUGAUUAUCGAAUAUUAUCAUCAAAAUCUCAUACAACAAAGAAAGAAAAAGUAAAAACGAAUAAGGAGAAAAUCGAUAUUGAUCAUGAUAAUCAUACUCAUGAUUUAUCUCACGGUACGAACAGGUUGGAUCUUGUAACAAAAGUUGAAAAAGAAAAUGAAACAUCAAUUAAAAAUCAAGCAACCUAUCAAAAUUUUCGUCGACGAUCUUUACUUACACCAACACCUGUAGAAAACAAACAUAGUCAAAUUCUAACACGAUCAUUAUCGAUCGGAUCGACAUCAAAUCUCGAUUCUUCCAAUACAACACAAGCAGAAACAUCACGAUUAAAACAAGAACAUACAGAAAGUAUUGAUUCGACUUCAUCAUCCGUAUUAUCAAUAAAAAAUCUAAGGAAAAGAAGUCAAUCAAAUUCAUCAACACAUUCAAAAACUCAAGAAACAGUUGAUACAGCACCAUUUAUUAUUGAUUCACCUGUACAUUCAUCAAAGAAAGAAAAUAAAUCCUAUGAUAAUGAGAUUAAUUCUCGAAAUGAAACUGCUUAUAAAUUACGACGGUCAUCAUCUGAAUCUUUACAAAGAAGUAUACCCGAAACUGAUCCUGAGCAUAAAAUGAUUAAUGAUGAAAUUGAAUCAGAACGACGUGAAACUGAAAAUAAACGACGUCGACAAUUGGAAGAUGAUGACCAAAAACGUAAAGCAAAAGAAUUAGAAGAACAACGACGAAGAGAAUUAGCUAAACGACAACGAGAAGAUCCUGAAACACUUCGUGCACGUCUUCAAGAAUUACGUGCUCGUCGUGCUGAUUUAGAAAAAAUUCGUGAAGAAGUUAUUAAACAUUUAAAAAAUAUACAUAAUCGAAUAACAUUACGACGUAAAGAAGCACGUGAUAUGUGGAAGAAAAAAUAUUUUUUUGAAAAGAAAAAAACUCCACCAUUAGAAGAACGUGUUAUAUUAUUAAAAAAUGAAUUAGAACAAAUACAUAAGAGAACAAUUCAAACUAUUGAUGGUGAAGCAAAACAUGCAAUGCAAAUAGGUUAUGCAAAAGAAGCUGAAAUUGGAAAUUAUCUUGUACAGGUAACACGUACUCAUCAUGAUAUUCAAGAUAUUCGUCAUCAAGUUGAACAAGCAAAACUACGAUUAACAACUGAUGUUAAAUUACGAAAUCAAGCUGAAAAUGAAUGUCGUUCAUUAAGACAUGAAUUGAAUCAAGCUAAAAUGAACUUAAAUCAUAUAAAGACUCGCGUUGGAGUUUAA
Messenger RNA from Rotaria sp. Silwood1, 2430 nucleotides. Lineage: Eukaryota; Metazoa; Rotifera; Eurotatoria; Philodinida; Philodinidae. The record is from the annotation of a GenBank genome assembly.